This is a messenger RNA of Dunckerocampus dactyliophorus (ringed pipefish), 3092 nucleotides long. RefSeq names its product zinc finger protein OZF-like. The transcript is spliced from 2 exons. The record is from RefSeq and is a predicted model, not a curated record. NCBI's taxonomy places the organism in Eukaryota, Metazoa, Chordata, Actinopteri, Syngnathiformes, Syngnathidae. The coding region runs from base 248 to 1783 and encodes 511 amino acids.
UCACAGACAGGCGAAACAGCGACUGGAUCGGUCACGUGACUUUUUCUUAAAGCGAUAAGCGCUCAGACAGGGCUCUUUGAGCUCGCACGUACGCGGACGCGUCGAUGUUUCCGGACACAUCACUAAUUCGCAGCAACUAUCGAAAACAGUGCAUGAAAAAAUAAUCUUUCAUAAAACACACGGAACGGGAGUUGAGCGUGUAGCAUUGGAGUGCUAUCUGAAGUAAAGAUUGGAGACCGGAGAGAAGAUGGACUGCUGCUAUGCUAAGAUGGCGACGUUCAGUCAAAGAGAAGAUGGAAGAGAAUCAGCGCCACCGACUCCCAGCAAAUCAUCAGCGGAGAAAAAGCCCCAAACUGCAGAUAACGGUGGGCGAGACAUCCAACAGAUGAUACAACAUGAAGAAGAGCAUCCCCCUCAGCUGCAAGGGAUGAGCUCCAAUUGGAAACAGGGGGAUCCACAGCACCCGCAUGUAAAAGAGGAAGAGGAGGAACUCUGGACCACUCAGGAGGGAGACUGUCCUGAAGGACUGGAGAAGGCUGAUUUCACCAAGUUGCCCCUGACUGUUGUCACUGUGAAGACUGAAGAGAAUGAAGACAGACCAUCGGAGUCCUUUCAUUGGUUUGGUCCUUCAGAUGUCCAAGAGCUGAAUAGUCAUCCCCCUCAGUUGCAGGGGGGGAGCUCCACUUUGAAGCAGGCGGAUCCACAGCCCCCCAAUGUUAAAGAGGAAGAGGAGGAACUUGUCUCUGUGAAGACUGAAGACCAUGACGACAGACCAGCUGAGUCCUUUCGUUGGUUGUGUCCUUCAGAUGUUCAGCAGCUGAUUGAUCAUCCCCUUCAGUUGCAGGGUGGGAGCUCCACUUUGCAGGAGGAGGAUCCACAGCCCUCCCACUUCAAAGAGGAAGAGGAGGAACUCUGGACCACUCAGGAGGAAGAGUGUCAUCUCGAUGUGACCUGCUCCAUUUGCGAUAAAAGCUUUUCUAAUAAGUAUGAUUUGACUCAACACAUGCCGACGCACACAGAAGAAAAACCUUUUGGUUGUUCGAUGUGUGGUAAACGAUUCUUUCACAAGUCAAGCUUGGUAUCACACACGAGAAUGCACACAGGAGAAAAACCUUUUGGUUGCUCAGUUUGUGGCGAAAGCUUUUCUCACAGAAAUAGUUUGACUUAUCACAAGCUGAAACACGCAGGAGAAAAACCUUUUGGUUGUUCUGUUUGUGGUCAAAGAUUCUUUGUCAAGUCAAUGAUGCUGGCACACAUGAGAACGCACACGGGAGAGACACCUUUUAGUUGCUCAGUUUGUGGCGAAAGCUUUUCUCACAGAUACAGUUUGAGUUGUCACGUGUUGAAACACACGGGAGAAAAACCUUUUGGUUGUUCUGUCUGUGGGCAAGGAUUCUAUAAAAAGUGUAGUUUUGUGACACACAUGAGAACGCACACAGGAGAAAAACCUUUUAGUUGUUCUGUUUGUGGUAAAAGAGUCUCUCAAAAGUCAGCUAUGGUACAACACAUGAGAACGCACACAGGAGAAAAACCGUUUCGUUGUUCUGUUUGUGAUAAAGGUUACUCGCAAAAGUGUAAUGUGGUAUCACACAUGAGAACCCACACAGGAGAAAAACCUUUUAGUUGUUCUGUUUGUGGCAUAAAAGUCUCUCAAAAGUCCGCUAUGGUACGACACAUGAGAACACACACAGGAGAAAAACCUUUCAGUUGUUCUGUUUGUGAUAGAAGUUUCUCUCAAAAGUCAGCUAUGGUACGACACAUGAGAACGCACAAAACCUUAUAGCUGUUCGGUUUGUGAUAAAAGAUUCGUCACACACGAGAACUUCCACAAGGGAAAAAACUGUUGCUCGGUGGUGAUGGUGAUAAGGCAGUUAUCACACAUAUGCUAACCAAAUUAUGGAGUCAAUGACUAUAUAUUUUUGUGACCAGACCAGUUUUUAUUAUUCUUUUGUAAAUAUACAAAUAUCCAGUAGGUACAAACAUUUAAUAAGUGCCAUGUGAUUAGGAGGUAUAUGAUUUAGAUAUCCAUUUUUAUGGUCUUGUAUAAUGAUGCCACAAGCUAGUAGUGCUAGUUAGUACAGUAGGGGUUCUUUUGUAUGUAGCGCAUGACUAUAUAUGGACAGGGAUGGAUAUGUGGAUUAUCAAUGUGACACCAGUAAUUAGACCAGGGGUGUCCAAAAUUUUUCCUCACAAGGCCACAUACUGAAAAUCAAAGGAUGCGGGGGUCACUUUGAUAUUUUUACAUAGUUUUACAUUUUGUAAAAAGGCUAAAAACUAUAUGUAUGGAAUGACAAAGCGUUGUAUUAUUAAUUAUUGGUAUUAACAUUCACCCUGCCUCUCACCCAAUGUCAGCUGGGAUAGGCUCCCGCAUAUCCCCACGAUCCUGGUGAGGAUAGAAAAUGAAUGGGUAGUAUUAACAUUUUGCAUCUUUGCUGUAUUUUUCCCAUUUUCUGUAUUUUUUGGGGGGGGGUUAAUUUUAUAUUUACAAUGUGCCACGGCCAAAAAAAAACCCCCAAAAACAGCCGCACGCUGCAUUUUGUACACCCUUGAAUUGGACCAAUCAAAAUAGCAAAAGAAGAAGGUCACACCCUAAUAUGGGUGGCUCCAUGCCCAAUUCAAAUGUUAUUAAAGUGAUGUUCAGCCCACAAAGUCAUUUGUUCCGCAGAACAACUUCUUUUCUCUGGAAUAAAAACUCUUGGAUUCAAACUGACCAGCUCCUUAUUGGACUGAGAUUUCUUUGCCUCUUUUGAACUUAGAUGGGGUUUUUUUCUGACCUGCUCAACUCUUGGGUGUUUUCCCUGAGAUAAAGGCCAGCAGCUUUUGUGGAAAAAUGAUUUCUUAAGAAAAGAGAAUGCGUGAAAUAAAGACAGGGAGUUUGUGCAGUUUAUUUAUUUUGCAAAACGAGGUCUUUGGGCGUUCUGAGAUUUCACCAGCUAAGCCCUGGAUGUGGAUUUGGCCUCACAUCGUACUGCGUGUACCAUCAAGGAAUUGGAGUAUUCGGAAAAGAUGAACAACAGAAAUGACAUUUAUAGAUCUACUGUCUUAGAAUAGUCGACCAUUUGACGAUUUUAUUCGGAGGAGUCUAAGAAAGA